Messenger RNA from Acipenser ruthenus (sterlet), 1472 nucleotides. Its product is annotated as protein LRATD1-like. NCBI's taxonomy places the organism in Eukaryota, Metazoa, Chordata, Actinopteri, Acipenseriformes, Acipenseridae. The record is from RefSeq and is a predicted model, not a curated record. The transcript has 2 exons. The coding region runs from base 167 to 985 and encodes 272 amino acids.
AGUGCUGUGUAGAAUUUGCAGGUCACAACACAGAACUGAGGAAGAGUGGCGUGAUACAGGACAACUCUGAGGGCGUUGAUGGCACACAGGGACCGCUAAGCGUUCACCUGGCAAAAAGACUCAGAUAAUAUACAGUAUUUCAUCCCUUUUCCCAGCCCCGUCAUUGAUGGGAAAUCAACUGGAUCGUAUCACCCACCUAAAUUACAGCGAGCUGCCCACUGGGGACCCAGCGGGGAUAGAGAAGGACGAGUUGAGGGUCGGAGUGGCUUAUUUUUUCGCGGAUGAAGAGGAAGACUUGGAUGACCGAUCGCAGCCCGAGAAUUACAAAGAUCAGAGUCCAAGCAAGGACGGGCACAUAGUUCUAAACGAGAUCGAAUAUUCGGCUUUCUGCUGCCAGGAAUGUAUUUUCUCCAAAUUAAGAGAAAACGAAGAUCUGACUAUUUAUUCCAUAAAAACUCUGCUUACCAUGUGCAAACCCGGGGACCUGGUGGAACUUGUUUAUGUAGCCAACGAUCAGCAACCGCACUGGGCUAUUUACGAGGGGAAAGGUCAUAUCAUUCAUUUGUACAAGGGAGAAAUCCGCAAGGACAGUCUGUAUGAAAUUAGUAAUGGGCGAUUGGGCAGGAUAGUGAAUAACUGGUACAGAUACAGACCGCUCCCAGCCGAUCUGGUCAUGCAGAAUGCGUGCGGGCACCUGGGACUUCGGACUGAUGAGAUCUGUUGGACAAACUCUGAAAGUUUUGCUGCCUGGUGCAGAUUUGGCAAACGGGAGUUCAAAGCCGGAGGGGAGAUACAGACUGCAGAACAGCGAUAUUUUCUUAAGAUUCAUGUAUCUGAAAAUAACGUGCAUAGCUUGAUGUUUCACAGUUUGGAGGAUUUAAUAAGAGAAAAACGCAAGAUGGACGCAAGCGGAAAGUUAAGAGUCAUAAAAGAGUUUCCCAUAGUAAAUGUCAAAGAGGAGAAACACAAUACUGUAACACCUUAAUUGCUUUCAAAAACAUCGUACCUGUUGAGACUUGCAUGCCUCUUGCAAGGGCUGCACCUUUCUUUCGAAGCAUUUUGAUGGUCACAGGACUUGUUCAGAAAUGAGUAUUAAGGGAACGUGCCCUAUUUGCAUGGAUACCAGCUUUCCAAACACAGAAUUAGGAGCUGUCGAGAUGCACCUUUUUAAAUGUCUGUAUUAUUUACAUGGAGUAAUUAGGGAAUUCUGAUUAGCCCUGCAUUCCAGUCGGUAGGUAGUGCCUAUGCUCUUUGGCUCCGACACUCCAGCUUGUAAAUAGACACUAAAUUUGACUUUAACCAGCAACCCUGUAUUUCUGAUGGUACAGACUGAUUCAAGAUGUGUGCUGUUUUCUGUAUUUUCACCACAUAGAGUGGAGAUGGGAGUGGGUCAUUCUUAAAGUAGAUUUAAUACUAGCCAUAAUAAUUUCUUGCUCUGAUAUGAAAAAAAUAAAUGAUCAUUUAUUUCUGUU